This is a messenger RNA of Yamadazyma tenuis ATCC 10573, 3235 nucleotides long. RefSeq lists its product as uncharacterized. NCBI's taxonomy places the organism in Eukaryota, Fungi, Ascomycota, Pichiomycetes, Serinales, Debaryomycetaceae. Gene Ontology annotation, cellular component: nucleus; Prp19 complex; precatalytic spliceosome. Gene Ontology annotation, molecular function: protein binding. The record is from RefSeq and is a predicted model, not a curated record. Gene Ontology annotation, biological process: spliceosomal complex assembly; mRNA splicing, via spliceosome.
AUGUCAUCAGAGUCUCAGAUAACAAGCGAGAAGAUCAUAGCAGACUCUGUGAGCCACCAAAUAAAACUCGAAAAGCCUCAACAAUCCAUUGAAGAUCUCGAAGAGCUACAGUCCCUUCAACUCACCAAACGAACAGAAUACGAACAACAACUUAACAAAAACAGAUUGAACUACGGCCAGUGGAUACGAUAUGCCAAAUGGGAGGUUGAAUUCUGCAAUGAUUUCAAACGGGCCAGAUCCAUCUAUGAAAGAGCAUUACUGGUUAAUGUGGAGCAUGUUCCAUUCUGGAUCAACUAUAUCAAGUUCGAAUUAUCCAACAAUAACAUAAACCACGCUAGAAACAUUCUUGAUAGAGCGGUGGCGAUUCUACCGAAGAUUGAUAAGUUCUGGUUCUUGUAUGUGCAAACAGAAGAAACCCUUCAAAACUAUAACAAAGUCAGACAAUUAUUUAAGAGCUGGAUUACUUGGAAACCACCUGCCACGGUAUGGGAUGCAUACGUGAACUUUGAGAAAAGGUACGAUGAAACAGACAAUAUCAGGGAGAUAUUCGAGCAGUACAUUUUGUAUUUUCCCGAAGGAAAGACCUGGAUGACCUGGAUAAAUUUUGAGUUGAGAGUCGGCGAUAUCCAGUACAUACGAAAUGUGCUUGAGUUGGCGGUAGAUAGCAUAUUGAAAUCUAACCCUAAUGAUGAGAAAUUGCCAGCAAUUAUUGAAAAGUGGACCAGAUGGGAGUUCAAACAGAAAGAGGUGGAACGGGCAAAUGAGAUCUUCAGAUUCAUCCUUGAUAAAUCAAAAUUUCAGUUUGACUCCAACCAAUACCAACUCCUAUUACAUGAAUUCACUAAUUUUGAGUCAAAGUUUGGAGAUGAGAACUCUCUCUCUGUGAAUGUGCAAUUGAAGCGUAAGUUGAAGUACAUUUCAAGUAUCGAGAAAAAUCCCCAGGACGUUGACUCAUGGUGGUUACUUCUAGACUUAUUACUGGGAGACGAGCUCAAUGAGUAUAUGAAGAAGGCCAUAUCACCCGAAAAUGCCCCCAAAGAUACGUCUAAAACCGUCGUCUGGAGAAGGUAUAUCUUUUUGUGGAUAAGAAAUUCUUUCCAUCAAGAGUUUACAUUGGGAAAUAUCGAAGCUGCCCGUCAAGUGUGGGUGGAGUGUCUAAAAGUAAUACCCAAGCAAAUAAUGUUUGCUAAAAUAUGGAUCGAGUACAGUGAGUUUGAAAUCAGAAACGGCGAAGAUGGGAUCAAUAAAGCUAGGAAAGUGUUAGGAAGAGCAAUUGGAAUCAUGAAACAGCCUAAAAAAAAGAUAUUUAAGCAUUAUAUCGAUUUUGAGAGAAAACUAGGCGAAUGGGAUAGAAUAAGAAAGAUCUACGAAAAGUGGUUUGAGUUGAGCUUGAUAAACAAUUUUCUGGCUUUGAAAGUCCUCCUUGAGUACAUCGAUUUUGAGAAAAGUCUACAAGAAUAUGACAGAUGUGAAGCCAUAUAUAAGCUUGGACUCCAGUUAAUGGAGGAAGAUUUGGUUGCUGACAAACUAACACCAUUCGAUUUUCUCUGUAUUUCUUUUAUUGACUUUUGCAAAGAGCAGUUUGAGUAUCCAAAGGCCCGGAAGUUGUUCGAAGAUUUGUUGCUUGAUCACGACAAUGUCAAAGUGUGGAUUUCUUAUGCAAACUUUGAAAGCUCAAUUCCAAACGACAGGCAAUUGGAAGAAUUCAAUACCAAUACAGACGAGGAGUUUGCAUUUGAGCUUGAGGAAGAUCAGAAGAGCAAUACUCGAAAGGUGUUUGAAAGAGCCUUAUCUCACUACAAAAAACUUGAAAAGGAUGAAGAACGGGUUAUUAUUCUCGAAGCGUGGAAAAGUUAUGAGCAGACCAAUGGAGAUGUAGAGUCUACUAGCUCAGUUGAAAAGAAGUUUCCCGAUAUUGUCAAGAGAACUAAAGUUGUUGACAAUAUUAACCAGGAAUACUUGGAAUACGUGUUUCCCCAAGAUAAAUCCACGAUUCCAAACCUUAGUAAGUUCUUACAAAAUGCUCGAAACUGGGCUUCUGCAAGUAAUAGUUGAUCAAAAACUUUGUAUAUUAGCAUUUAGAUAGAAAUGGAUGAAUGAAUUGGAAAUAUGAAGCUAAACUCGGGCACCACCUCUUAAGGUUAAUACCAAGUGCAACGAAGCACCGGCAGUAAUUCCACUUUCUUGAAUAGUGGCUCCAUCAUUGAGAGAGUUUCCCCCGAAAAUCAAUCUCUGUUGGGAGGGAGGGAUUCCUUCCUUUUCUUCCAUGAGCUCUUUCACGUGUAUCACCUUAUCUGUAGGUUCCACGUCAAUAGGGAUAUCUCUGCCUGUCAAGGUCUUGACUUUAAUCUGCAUCUUUUCAAAGGAAUAUGUUUCUCAGGAAUCUUGGUUUGGAUUCAUUCGCACUAAAUAUCUUCGCUUUAGGUCAAUGUUGCCUACUCCGAUUUUAAAGGAUUUGGAUUACGAUAACGUAUACGAGCCAUCAGAAGACUCUUUCCUCCUUCUAGACUGCUUCGAAGAUGAAAACACAUUUUUGUCCCAGAAAUUCGGAAUUGGAAGUCCAAUUAUCACCGAAAUAGGAACUGGCUCAGGCAUCGUCACCAGCUUUUUGAUGAAAAAUAUAUUACCCAAUGGUUUUUACGUGGCCACCGAUGUCAACCCUCACGCAUGUGUUUCCAGUAUCAAUACUAUUCGGUUGAACAACCCUGACUCUGCCAAAAUUGACGUGUGUCAAAUGAGUUUAACCACAGCUAUACUUCCACAUACCAUAGAUAUAUUGAUAUUUAAUCCUCCUUACGUGCCGGCAGAAGAGGUUCCUGAAAUUCCUCAACAAUACAGGGAUAGUAGGUGGCUAGACUUGGCGUUAUUAGGAGGUUCUGAUGGAAUGGAAGUCACAUGGCAGCUACUAGAUCUGUUAGAUAGUAUCAUUAGCGAGACCGGUUUGGCGUAUAUUCUAUUUUGUGCACGAAACAAGCCAGAUUUGGUGAAAUUAGAGAUGGAGAAACGAAUGUGGGUGGUGGAUAAGAUCAUAGAGAGGAAGGCUGGUUGGGAGGUGUUGAGCGUAUUACGAUUUAUGAAGAGGAAAAACUAGAUAAUAGAAUACUCCAUUUUUCCUGGCGUAGAAAAUGUAGGAUUACUCCCUUCGUGUAACAGAAUACAACAUUGUUUGAGGGAUCUUACACAUCUCAGAACCCUCUAUUUUUAUACAAAUGUGCCCAGACUCUUUGAAGUACCU